AUGGCGAGUCAACAGCAGCCUCAGUAUCCGAUCCAGCCGCCUCAACAGCAACAACCAGUCAUGCAGAGACCUCCAGCAGGCAACGAUCCUAGGAUGGCACCUCCUGGAUACCGCCCUGUAGUUGGCAAUACAAUGCCACCAGCUCAUCCCGGUAUGCCUUAUCGUGCUUCUUCAGGUACACCACCACCACCCCACACACCGCCAGCAGUGGGUGCAGGCUCUGCUUCACCACCUAUGCGACCUGGUUAUCGACCUAUGCCAGUACAACAACAGCCAUCACCGAGAAUGCAAGCUGCACAACCCCAACAAGCUGGUAUGCGUCCACCCAUGGCUUCUCCUAUGCCCAACACGAUGAUGAUGCGUCCUGCUGGUGUUGGAAAUCGUGUAAUGUCUCCGCCAUUACAAUCAUCAUCACAACAACAAGCUCAAGUAGUGCCACCACAACCACCCUCCACUGGUACUCCUCCUCCACCACCUGCAUCUCAAAGCCCUGGUUCAUCCGCACCUCAGUCGCCUGUUGUUGAUCAUCAUACUCGUACUCGUAAACGCAUGUAUCCAGAGCAAAUCACAAAGGCCUAUAUGGAUCAACCUGCAACAGCUCCCAUCAACAACUUUGGUUAUCCUCAACAACAGCAACAACAACAACCAAUUCAACAACAACAAAUGUCAUCACCUGUACCAAGUAUGCCAGCUUAUCCUGGUGCUCAACCACCUACUACUACUACUCCCAAUGCCGCUUAUCCACAAGUCAAUGCAAUGGCUGGUCAAUUUGGAAACAUGAACUUGGGUGGUGGAAAAGCACCUUCUAUCCCAUUGCUUGGUGCACCUCCACAAAUAAGCGAUCUCUAUGCUCCUCCUCCUCCCAUCGCUCUGCCACAGAACGCUUCAGUGACCAAUUCACCUUUUGUCAACAGUGAUCCUUCUUUCAAAUGUUGUACCAUCAAUGCUGUACCAUCCAAUGAAUCGGUUCUCAAAAAGUCAAAGUUGCCAUUUGCCCUUGUGCUUUCUCCUUAUCGAACAUCUGAUGGUGAACAUGAUCCAGUCCCUGUGGUAUCCGAUUAUGUCAUUGCCAGAUGUCGACGUUGCCGUACUUACAUCAAUCCUUUUGUUACCUUUGUCGAAGGUGGUCAGCGAUGGAAGUGUAACAUGUGCUUCUUGUUGAAUGAUGUCCCUGCUGCUUUUGAUUAUGAUGCCCAAACGCAACAACCUGUGGAUCGUUGGAAACGUGCUGAACUCAACUAUUCUUGUGUUGAAUACGUGGCUCCUACUGAGUACAUGGUGCGACCACCACAAACACCAUCCUAUGUUUUUGUCAUUGACGUGUCGUAUUCGGCUAUUCAAUCGGGCAUGGUAGCUACAGCUGCUCGUACGAUUUUGGAUUCCCUUGAACGCUUGCCCAAUAAGGAUGAUCGUACCCAAGUCGGAUUUAUUACGGUGGACAGCAGCAUUCAUUUCUACAACAUGAACCCCGAGUUAUCCGAACCUCAAAUGUUGGUGGUGUCUGAUCUCGAAGACGUGUUUUUGCCUCAACCUACACAUUUGCUUGCCAACUUGACCAAGAGUAAAGAGCUCAUUCAAGGCUUUUUGGAAAAGUUGCCCGACAUGUUCAAGGAUACUGCCAAUGUCAACAAUGCCUUGGGUAGUGCACUUCAAGCAGCCUUCAAGAUUGUGUCUCCUUUUGGUGGCAAGAUUGUUUGCUUGCAAUCGACUCUUCCUAAUAUGGGUGCUGGUUCAUUGAAGCCUAGAGAAGAUCCAAAGGUGUUGGGAACGGCCAAGGAAACGCCUUUGUUGAAUGCUGCAUCACCAUUUUACAAGUCAUUUGCUGUCGAUUGUUCCCGGUCUCAAGUGUCAUGUGAUAUGUUGAUCUUUGGAGGACAAUAUGCCGAUAUGGCUACCUUAGGUUGCCUUCCUAGAUUUACAGGUGGUCAAACCUACUUUUACCCUGGUUUCCAUGCCAGCAGGUCCGAAGAUGCUCUCAAGUUUGCGCAUGAAUUUUCCGAAUUAUUGGCGGAAGAGAUUGGUUUGGAAGCAGUAUUACGUAUUCGUGCCUCUCGCAAUUUGCGUAUGAGUGCGUUCCAUGGCAACUUCUUUAUUCGCUCAACUGAUCUUUUGGCACUUCCUAACGUCCCCCGAAACCAAUCUUAUUGUGUGGAGGUUGCCAUUGAAGAUGAAGUGCGAGGACCCACAGCUUGUUUCCAGACCGCAUUGCUACACACCACUUGCUAUGGCGAACGUCGUAUCCGUGUCGUGACAUUGUGUCUUCCAGUGACCAGCUCAGUGACUGACAUGUUGAACAGCAUCAACCCACAAGCCGUUACCGCUUAUUUGGCAAAUAAGGCUGUCGAACGUGGACAAACAAGCAAAUUGGAUGAUGCACGGGAUGCUGUCGUGAACAAGACCAUUGACAUCUUGGGCGUCUACAAGUCUCAAGUACUUGGCCUUGGCAAGGGAUCGACUUCGCCACAAUUAAGCGUACCUGAGCACUUGAAAUUACUUCCUUUGCUUACUCUUGCAUUGAUCAAACAUGAUGGAUUGAGAAAUACGCCUUUGAUUCCCUCUGAUCAUCGAUCCAAUGCCAUGAACCUGAUACGAACCAUGCCUUUGCAAUUGCUUAUCCCCUAUUUGCAUCCUAAUCUCUAUGGCCUUCACAACAUGCCUCCUGAGGCAGGUGAAAUUGGUGAAAACGGUGUAGUAUUCCCUCCUGCACUCAAUCUGACAAUGGAAAAGCUGGAGCCCCAUGGAUGUUACUUAAUGGAGAAUGGCCAAACGAUCUUCAUUUGGGUGGGUCGUGGUGUUGUUCCACAACUCUGCGUUGAUCUUUUCGACGUCAAGUCUUAUACUGAUAUCCCCAAUGGCAAGUACACAUUACCUACGCUUGACACAGCCAUCAACAAAAAGGCAAAUACUCUGAUAUCCAAGACACGUGAGAUGCGUCGUGGCAACUAUUAUCCUACUGUAUACUUGGUCAAGGAAGAUAGCGACCCUGCCCUACGCAUGUGGUUCCUCGCCCAUCUCAUUGAGGAUCGUACCGAAAACGUGUUGAGCUAUCAACAAUUCUUACAGCAUUUGAAGGACAGAGUCAACGCUGGUUCUUUCUAA
Lichtheimia ornata is the source of this 3099-nucleotide messenger RNA. RefSeq lists its product as uncharacterized. Gene Ontology annotation, cellular component: endoplasmic reticulum exit site; COPII vesicle coat. Lineage: Eukaryota; Fungi; Mucoromycota; Mucoromycetes; Mucorales; Lichtheimiaceae. The record is from RefSeq and is a predicted model, not a curated record. Gene Ontology annotation, biological process: endoplasmic reticulum to Golgi vesicle-mediated transport; intracellular protein transport; COPII-coated vesicle cargo loading. Gene Ontology annotation, molecular function: zinc ion binding; SNARE binding. The transcript is spliced from 14 exons. The coding region runs from base 1 to 3099 and encodes 1032 amino acids.